ACGCAAUCUUGAAGGGCUAAAUUGGCACUAUUUUAAGAUCACAGAUCUAUCGAUUAGGCGUUAAACUGAAAUGCGUCAACACAUGCAUGAAAAUGACACAUUACAAUUGUUUUGAGUUAAUUUCUGACAGUUUGUCACUUUAUUUGCUCUCUAACUAUAAGCAACAAUUAAGUCGUGAUUUCAGUCCAUGUAUAACAGAAGUGAGUCACUUUAUGCAAACACACGCACGUACCAAAAUCCCAAGAGUUUUCAGUCAAUUAAGCAGCCAUUCGCAUGGAAACCCCCAAUGUCACCUAGAACAAAUACUAAUCAAAUACAGAUAUGUUUUAAGACCAUGAGUUCCAUGUACUCGAGCAACUCCGUACAAUCUGAAAGUGUAAGGUCGAAUUUUGGAAAACAAAAUGGUCAAUGUUCAACACCAAGUAUGGGCCUUGUUGCAACUGUAAGAGUUCAGCCGACAAAUGGACAAGUAAGCACGAACGUUGUCAACCACUCAAACAAUUCUUUGGGACUAAUGGGAGCUCCUAAACCGCGAAUAUAUUAUUCGAGUCAAAAUAGCACAACCAAUGAACUCAAUCGAAAUUCGUUGAAGACUAGUGAUGGUAGGGUGAAAUUAAAAAAUGUUGGGGACACUGAACAAGAGAAAUUAUGCAUUUUGACGGGUACUGUUGAGCGAGUCAUCAAAUAUGGAAAGAUAUUCCAAAACAAAUUCAGCUACUUCCAAGUAUUCGGUAGUGUUGUAUCGAUUAAAGAGGGAAAAGUACCGUUCGAAAAUACUAUGCUUCUAAGAGAUAAGAAAGGACCAAUUUUACAUCUGAUCUAUUAUUCAAAUACGACUCAUGUUAAUAUUGAUGACUUCCAUCUUGGUCAAAACUUAAGAGCCGUGGGUCGAAUGGUGGGACCAAACGUAAUGUCUGCACACACUAUAAGAGCGGCAACCGAAGAGGAAUUGGAGGUUCUUCCUAGAAUGUGUUAUAUAUCGGAUUAUUCAGUUUCAGUUUUGUGUGGAGAUGGACAAAUGUUUCAAAAGGCUUAACUUUCUCCUCUUCGUGUUCUCGACAUUAAUCUAUUACGUGUUGCUAGAUUAUUUCCAAAAUAUGAUUUCGAGUUGAUUCGUAGAAAUAAAGAUAACUGUAAGUGCGUAUUUAGAAAUGAUGUAUGAACUACGCACUUUUUAGUUUAAAGCGGUUGUAUUAUAAUAAUGUUGGUUAACUUGGUGUUUCUAAUUGCCAAUAUCUAUUUUUAAAAUGAAAGUGGUUCAUCAUCUAAUUUUCCUUGAACAUCAUAUCACUUGACAUACGCCAGGAAUAACAAUACCACAAGUAUUUUUUUUUUGCGGUUAAACAGCAUUUUAAUUUUUGCAAAAAAUUCUGUCAUACCUUUGAUAAAGAGUACUAUUAUAAGCGCAAAAUUAGAUUUUAUUACUAUGAAAUACAUAAAAUAUCAUGUAGAUAUUGUUUAACAAC
This is a messenger RNA of Dendroctonus ponderosae (mountain pine beetle), 1466 nucleotides long. RefSeq lists its product as uncharacterized. The record is from RefSeq and is a predicted model, not a curated record. The coding region runs from base 188 to 1036 and encodes 282 amino acids. The transcript is spliced from 7 exons. Lineage: Eukaryota; Metazoa; Arthropoda; Insecta; Coleoptera; Curculionidae.